Nelumbo nucifera (sacred lotus) is the source of this 2591-nucleotide messenger RNA. RefSeq names its product S-adenosyl-L-methionine-dependent methyltransferases superfamily protein (gene DRM3). The record is from RefSeq and is a predicted model, not a curated record. NCBI's taxonomy places the organism in Eukaryota, Viridiplantae, Streptophyta, Magnoliopsida, Proteales, Nelumbonaceae. Gene Ontology annotation, cellular component: nucleus.
CUCGUGAUCGAGUGGGUCGGCAAGGCAUCUAACCCUAACGCAACCUGGCUGAGUUUGGUUCGUUUGACGCAUGCGAGAGCUCGCUCAUUCGCUUAGGCAUUCAACCUUAAUCCAACCUGAUUUCAUUUGGAUUGGGAUAUUCUUGUAAUUUUCGUCUUACUACUGUGAGCAUUACUGUAAAAUUCAUCACCAAUUACCUAACACGCCGUUCGUUGGCCGUGCUUGGAUGUGAGAGAGUGAGCUCAAUCGUCCUCUGACCUUAUCGAGGACCAAGAGGAGAAAAUUCCAUUUUCAGAUGCUUGAUAAGGAUCGGUGGAAUUAGUUCAUGGACAAAUCAGUAGAUGAUGCAAAUAAUGAAAAAUCUUCAAAUCAGGAAGGGGCAGGAACUACGUCAAAGGUUGUCACAUUGAGUUUGGACUUGUCAUCUGGCAGUGCAUGCUCAAAGCAUGUUCAGGAAGGUCAACCAAGUUCAUCUGGGAGCAAUUUAAGAGCAUAUUUCAUAGGGAUGGGAUUCUCACCAACUCUCAUUGACAACGUGAUAGAGGAACAUGGUCAAGGUGAUGUUGAUUUGUUAUUGGAAACUCUCCUUGCAAAUACACAGACUCAUAAAAAAUCAAGUUCUGCAUCAUCAGACUCUCUGGAUGCCAUGCUUAAUCAUUGCACGGAUGAGGUCAAUUCACCUGGAAUCACUUCAGAGAGUUGUGAAAUUGAGGAACUUGAUGUUACUACUGAGGUUAGUGAGGACAAGAAGGCAUCUUUAUUAAUGAUGAAUUUCUCAGUGGAUGAAGUUCAGUUUGCAAUUGACAGGCUUGGUGAAGGUGCACCCAUGAAUGAGCUUGUGGAUUUCAUAAUUGCUGCUCAAGUAGCUGGAGGAUCAGGGAGGGACACAGGUGAUCCCACUUCUGGCCAUGAUGGAAAUAAUGAGGAAAUUACCACUGAAGCUUUGUUUGGGACCAUGGAUAAGACACUUCGCUUGCUUGAAAUGGGUUUCUCGGAGCAUGAAAUUUCAUCAGCUAUUGAAAAAUUUGGUUCAGAUAUUCCAAUUUGGGAGCUUGCUGACUCGAUUUUUGCAAAUCAAAUUGCUGAAAGCGGUGUUGGAAAAGAUGAGGAUCUAUCAACCUAUAACAGUAUGCACUGUUCACACACUGAAAAUGAGGGGAAUUCUCUAGGUAGUUCGAUGGAAGAACGUGUCAAACGCCGUUCUUCUGAAUCCCCAAUUAGGGAGACUGGGGCAUCAAGUUCAAAUGUUGUUCCUCCUAUAAAGGACAUGAGCUUUGAGACGAAUCUUAAAGGGAAAAAGCCAAAACAUGAGUAUGUAGAUGAUUCAACUGACUUCUUUUGCCCUUCCAGGCCAGAAGCAAAAGGAGUUGAACCCAAAAUCAAUAGCUAUCAGAUGCCUUUGCCAAAAAGAGAGCUCCAUCAAUUUGCAGAACCACUUGAUAGAUUAGAAACCCCACAGCUGUCCAAACCUAACCCGUGUAGGAGUCUUUGUCAGAUGGUAGCUAGACCUCCAUAUUUCUUUUAUGGAAAUGUUGUGGAUGUCUCUCAAGACUCUUGGACCAAAAUAUCUCAGUUCUUGUAUGGUAUUGAGCCGGAGUUUGUGAAUACACAGUUCUUCUCAGCCUUGAGUAGGAAAGAAGGCUAUAUACACAAUCUUCCUACUGAUAAUAGGUUUCAUAUCCUUCCGAGGUCACCCAUGACCAUUGAAGAUGCAUUACCACAUACAAAGAAAUGGUGGCCAUCAUGGGACACAAGGAAACAGUUGAGCUGCAUCAGUUCUGAAAUUGAGGGAAUCCCUGAACAAUGUGAGAGACUUGGAAAGAUGUUACUUGAUUCACAGGGGAUGGUUUCAGUGGAACAGCAGAGGCAUAUCCUUCAUCAUUGCAAGACAUUAAACCUAGUAUGGGUUGGGCAGUACAAAUUGCGUACAAUUGAGCCUGAUCAAUUAGAACGCAUUUUGGGCUAUCCAUUGCAUCACACACAACUUGCUGAGUGUGGCUUAAUGGAAAGACUUGGAACACUCAAGCGCUGCUUCCAGACAGACACUUUGGGAUAUCAUCUUUCUGUCUUGAAGCGAAUCUUUCCACAUGGUUUGACAAUGUUAUCCCUUUACAGUGGAAUAGGAGGAGCAGAAGUUGCUUUUUACCGGCUUGGUGUUCGUCUUAAAGGUGUUGUUUCGGUAGAAGAAUCCAUGGUAAAUAGAAAGGUUUUAAAGAAAUGGUGGCAUAACUCUGGACAAACUGGGGAGUUGGUGCAGAUUGAGAACAUCCAGAGGCUGACAAGUGCCAAGAUUGAGAGUCUGAUCAAACAGUUUGGUGGUUUUGACUUGGUUAUCUGUCAAAAUCCAUGUACUUCUGGAAGUUCAAAAGUGGCUGCUGAUGGUAUAAACUUUUCAGGAUUGGACUUCCCACAAUUUUAUGAAUUUGUUCGUGUUUUGCAACGUGUACGAAAUACAAUGGGGAGAAAUAGAUGACAGUCUUCUGUUUUGCCCCUCUCAACUCUGAAUGUGGGAGAAACCACUGUGGAUCUAAAACUCAAAAUGUUCCAAAGCGUAUCUGCAAUUGCUCUUCUUUGAUGGUGAUGAGCGGCAU